CUUAUGGUAGGUUUAUAAGGGAGGGUGCUGGAGGCUCAGUACUGCACUGACUGCUUAAAAGAAUCACUGGUGUAGAAGCAGUAGGAGCAAGCACUUAUUUUUGGAGCAUUAUGUCCACAAUGCUGGAUAUACAAACAAUCUACGAGAACCUUCGCAACUUGAAUUUGUCAGAAGAUAUAGAGAGCACCAAUGACAACAUCUUCACUAACCCAAAGAGGAGACAUUCUUGCGCCCCUGAAGUCUAUGAUGAAGCAAAAUGGUCUGCUAGAUGGACUUACGAGCCUCCUCGAGCUCCUUUCAGAACAGACAGGUCCAUCAGCCUCACUGAAGGACCCCGAACAGCACUACCUCCACCACCACCGGGGUUCCCUCCAUUGAAAACUCCUCUGCCUUCUCUUCCUGCUCCAUCACCACGUUACAAGACAGAGCUGUGCCGUACCUUCUCAGAAACAGGUACUUGUAAAUAUGGCUCAAAAUGUCAAUUCGCUCAUGGGCAAGGUGAGCUAAGAGAGCCAAACCGUCAUCCAAAGUACAAGACAGAGUAUUGCCAUAAGUUUCACCUCUAUGGAGAAUGUCCAUAUGGUUCCCGAUGCAAUUUUAUCCACCACCCAGCUGAGCAAGGUACCAGUCCUCAACACGUUCUACGCCAGAGCCUCAGCUACACCGGUGUACCCAUCAGAAGAGCCUCUCCACCACCACCAGGUUUCCCUGACCCUGCUUCCUUCACCAGAGCUGCAUCGGUCUCCCCUCCUCCCAGUGAAUCAAUUUUCUCUCCUGCUCCUUCUGAGACCAGAAGCCAUGUUUCUUCCCUCAAAGGAAUGGAGUCCUGUAAUCGUUGUUGCUCAUGCCGAUGCUCCAGAGCUGGGAAUCUAGUUCAGGACCCUUUCUCCAACUACCAACUCCUACGUUCACCUUCUUCCAGUUCCUUGACCGAAAACGAGUGUUACAGCAGUGGUUCGGAGUCUCCUGUGUUUGAGGUGCCAAACCAAGUGGCUGCCAACAAGCGUUUGCCCAUCUUCCACAGGCUAUCUGUGUCCGACUGAGGAGUGGAGAGUAGAGAAAAAGCAUCAGAACAAAUUAGAUUUUCAGCCCUGCUGUCAGACCAGCAUCAGAACACUUGUUGACCUUAAGAAGAAACGUUCUGUGAAGUUACAGCUACUGGCAGAGGAAAAAAAUCCAUAAUCAAGUGCCUUUCGUUGAUUCUCAGGGCUUUACGCAGGUUUGGGGUGAAGGCUUCAAAGUAGCCUCAAUAGACUUUUUUUUUGCACAUAUGGAAACCCCCAUUUCCGAAAAAAAAAAAAAUGUAAAAAAUCUAUUGUCAUCCUAUGCAGAUCUGGAUCAAACCUGUAAGGUUCCAGAGAUGACAGGUGCAUUUUCUUAUGUAAGGGCAUACCCUACUACUUGCUGUGUAUUGUAGAUUGGGAUUAAGCUCUGAAUUCAUGUAGCAAAACAAGGUGUAUAGCAUGUUUACUGCCCCAAAAGUCUAAUUUCCUAUAGUUUGGGCUGGACCUAAACUAUGGAAGAAUAGGACCCAAAAGUGGACCAGUAUCCCAGUUGUGAAAAAAAUCCUGACUUUUUACUCCUGUGAACUCAAAAAAACAAAACAAAACUCAUUUUCUGGAAGUUCUGCAAUGCAUUGCAGUGUUAUAAUACAAUAUUACAAUAUAAUUGUGUAUAAUACAGAUACACUACUACUUGUGUAAUAUACACUACACUGUGUAUACUCUUCAUUACAUGGCACCGUCCCUGACAUUCAGGUAGCGCUCUCCUCCCAGAGUUCCCCUUUACCUUUUUAUAUGAUGCCUAUGCAUGCUCUUAUAUACAGCUUGAGUCUCUGGAAGACAUCAAGAUCUGUAGUGUUGCUUCAUGCCCGAUUGUGUUCCCACCGCACCCCGCCCCCUCCCCAUAUAAGAUAA
This is a messenger RNA of Hyla sarda, 1916 nucleotides long. It is a transcript of the gene ZFP36, whose product is annotated as ZFP36 ring finger protein. The record is from RefSeq and is a predicted model, not a curated record. Bases 111 to 1043 code for a protein of 310 amino acids. Lineage: Eukaryota; Metazoa; Chordata; Amphibia; Anura; Hylidae. The transcript is spliced from 2 exons. Gene Ontology annotation, molecular function: metal ion binding; mRNA binding.